This is a messenger RNA of Henningerozyma blattae CBS 6284, 1161 nucleotides long. RefSeq names its product Sds3 domain-containing protein. Gene Ontology annotation, cellular component: Sin3-type complex. Gene Ontology annotation, molecular function: histone deacetylase binding. NCBI's taxonomy places the organism in Eukaryota, Fungi, Ascomycota, Saccharomycetes, Saccharomycetales, Saccharomycetaceae. Gene Ontology annotation, biological process: negative regulation of transcription by RNA polymerase II. The coding region runs from base 1 to 1161 and encodes 386 amino acids. The transcript has a single exon. The record is from RefSeq and is a predicted model, not a curated record.
AUGGGCUCUGCUGCAACUGUAACUACCACUGCUACAUCUACAUCUACAGCAUUAUCUAAUCAAGAAAUUUCACGAAAGGAUAAACGAAGACAUAAUUUGGAAAUCAAAGUAUCCAAAAUAUAUAAUAAUUUCAUUAAUAACAAAGACGUUUAUUAUCAAGAACGAUUAACUUUCUUGCAAACACAAUUAACAACAUUACAUCAAGGUAACAAUAAGGAAUAUUUGAGAAAAUUCAAGGAUCUCGAAGAAGAGAGGGAUCUAGAAUUGAUUCGAUUAAGAUUAUUUGAAGAGUAUCGCAUUAAUAGAAGUAGGAUUGAAUUUCAACAAGAUAUUAAAAAGGCCAAAGAUGAACAUGAGAAACUAAUCAAGUUAUGCAAAGAGAAAUUGUAUGAAAAUAUAGAUUACAAGAUUAAAAAAUUACAAGAGGAAAGGAUCUUAUUAGAUUUUGCAAAUGCACAUUCUUAUGCUAUGGAUUAUUCUACUUUAAGCUUUAAUAAUUCUAAUAAUUACAAUGGUUCGAAAAAUUCAAAUGGUAAAUUUAACAGCAAUAAUAACAUGUACAAUAAUGAAAUAGAUAAUGGCUUCAAAAAUACAAGAUCACAUACUUCUAGCACAUGGGAGACUUCAUCCAAUAAUGAAUAUUUAGCAGGUGCUGCUAUUAAUAAUGCAAACAAUAAUUUGGCAAAUGGUAACUUAUCUAAUGGCCGUGCCAGUAGAGAAUCUGGCAACGAAAGUUAUAAUACCACAGAUACUGGGUUCGAUAAUAGAAGAAGUUUAAGACGUCGUAGAGUAGGGGCAAAUACUGGUGGUCAAACAAGUAAUAUUGAAGAAUCAAAUUAUGGUUAUUCUUCAGCAACAGGCGCAGGUUCUAAAAAGAGGAAAACAGGAAAAUCUAAUAAUAAUUCUCAAGAUACUAAUCAUACUACAAAUGAUGCCGAAUUAUUUCAAUCGUUAGCAGAUAGGCCAGAUUUACAACGAUUGUUAUUCGGAAUAGAAUAUGUCAAUGCUAACAAGGAUAAGAAAAAGGGGAGAAACAGUCAAAGAUAUUCCAACAAAAGUGCUCCGACUUUAAAAUCAUUGAAUACUGAAGAAGUAGUAGACGAUAUUAAUAUAAUUCGUCAUUUAACAGGUCAACCUCAAUCUCCUUUUAAAAAUCCUUGA